CUUUAUCUACAAGAAGCGCUUUCAAAGCUUUCUUCGGGUCUUCAAGCUCAGAGCAAGAAGAAGAGCGACAAUGGAGCUCUGCGUGAUGAACUCUGCCGCGACAAAGCUCAAUCUGUUUUCUUCUUCUUGUCUUCAACGUAACCGCUCUCCCCUCUUCUGCUCCUAUCCUCUGUUCCUUUCUUGCAAUGGCUCUGUCUCGCGGUUCGGCGGGAAAUUGUCGUCCAUCAGACCGCUCGAACUGUCUUGUGUCUCGAACCGAAUUAGGUUUUUCGGAGAAUCUUCGUGUCACGGAAGCAGUUUCCGGCGGUUCGCGGCUUCCUCCGCCGUCGAUGCCGGCGUCGAAGAAGAUCGGCUUCCCGCUGAUCUCCAGGUUACCGAGACCGUGGAACCGAAUUCACGUGUGAGACUGAGUGUAGAAGUUCCACCAGUUGUCUGCGAAGAUUGCUACAAGCAAGUGAUAAAGGAAUUCAUGAAGAGAUCAAAGGUACCUGGAUUUCGUCCCGGGAAAGUUCCGGAGAGUAUUCUUGUUGGUUACAUUGGGAAGCAGCACGUACAGAGCGCAGUAGUCGAAUCUAUACUGAAACGAACGCUCCCUCAUGCCGUGUCUUCGGUGACUGGAAGAGCUUUGAAGGACUCGAUAAGGAUAGCAACAAAUUUUGCAGAAAUGGAGAAGAUAUUUACCUCUUCCAACAUUCUUAGAUAUGACGUCGUUGUUGAUGUUGCACCCGAAAUAAGAUGGAACCCCGAAGAUGGAUACAAAAAUUUGAAAGUCGUCGUUGAAAUAGACAGUGAUAUAGAUGCAAAACAAGCUUGCGAGAAGGAAAUAAGACAGCGGCACAAAUCCCUUGGUGCACUGAAGAUCAUAACUGAUCGAGGGCUGCAGGUGGGGGAUCUCGUAGUCAUCGAUAUAUCUGCUACGACAAUAGGUCAGGACGGAUCGGAUGGUCAAAACAUUCCAGAUGCUGAGAGCAAAGGUUUCCAUUUUGACACAGAAGACGGGGAUAAAGUACUUCCUGGAUUCCUUGAUUCAAUCAUAGGAAUUCGACCGGGUGAAAAGAAGUCAUUUCCUCUCGUGUUUCCAGAUACAUGGAAGCAGGAAAAUCUUCGUGGCCUACAUGCUCAGUUCACUGUUGAGUGUAAAGAGCUGUUCUACAGAGAUUUACCACCAUUGGAUGACUCGCUUGCUGAAAAGUUACUCCCUGGAUGCACCACCUUGAAGGAGGUAGAGGAAGCUAUGCUGCAACAGUUGCAAGAGAUGGAGCAAAACGCGAAGGAACAGGCAGCCGAUAAUGCCAUCCUGGACCAGCUUCGGAAGAUGGUGGAAGUGGAGAUUCCUCAGUCUUUAUUCGAAGAGCAAGGUAGGCAGUUCUAUGGAGCCAGGCUUCUAGAGAUACAGGCAAAAAUGAAGCUAAGUGAAGAGCAAUUGGCUUCGCUUUCUAGCCCCAAAGCAGUGAAUGAGUUUCUACAAACUCAAAGAGAGAGUAUUACCAACGUUAUUAAGCAGAAUUUGGCUGUCGGAGACAUCUUCAAGCGUGAAAAUUUGGAGUUCUCAACGGAUGAACUGGUUAAGGAGGUCGAGAACUCAAUUGCCGAGUUCAAGAAACACAAGCAAGAGUACGAUGAGGAGCGUGUCAAAGACCAGGUGCAAGAUAUUCUAGAGGGAGCGAAAGUGCUUGAAUGGUUGAAAGAACGAGCCGAGGUCCAAUACACCACUCGCUGAAGCAGAGCCAGAGCCUAUUCUGCCGAGGCAACAGAAAUAGAAACAUCAUUGAUGACUCACCCAUCAAGCAAGGUUGCUGGGGAAAAGUACAGAGUGUUGUAAAGUUUCAUACCUCGUCCAGGAUCAUCUCAACGCUGUAGUCCUGAGGAAUGAUGAACGAUUGGAUAUAGAUGUAUGCAAAAACGGCCAUCACCAUCUGAAAAAAUUGUGCAAAACAUUGCCAAGACUUUUCUCAA
Tarenaya hassleriana is the source of this 1956-nucleotide messenger RNA. RefSeq names its product trigger factor-like protein TIG, Chloroplastic. Gene Ontology annotation, biological process: protein transport; protein unfolding; 'de novo' cotranslational protein folding. The record is from RefSeq and is a predicted model, not a curated record. Gene Ontology annotation, molecular function: peptidyl-prolyl cis-trans isomerase activity; ribosome binding; protein folding chaperone. The coding region runs from base 71 to 1720 and encodes 549 amino acids. Lineage: Eukaryota; Viridiplantae; Streptophyta; Magnoliopsida; Brassicales; Cleomaceae. The transcript has 14 exons.